This is a messenger RNA of Xiphophorus maculatus (southern platyfish), 5103 nucleotides long. It is a transcript of the gene pip4k2aa, whose product is annotated as phosphatidylinositol-5-phosphate 4-kinase type 2 alpha. Gene Ontology annotation, biological process: phosphatidylinositol metabolic process. The record is from RefSeq and is a predicted model, not a curated record. The transcript is spliced from 12 exons. Lineage: Eukaryota; Metazoa; Chordata; Actinopteri; Cyprinodontiformes; Poeciliidae. Gene Ontology annotation, molecular function: phosphatidylinositol kinase activity. Bases 814 to 2145 code for a protein of 443 amino acids.
GGCUCGGACUGUCACCUCCCAUCCGUCGAGCUGUCAUUUGACAGCAGCACACAUGAACAUCAGUGCUGCGGAGUUGGAGCUGACCUCCGGUGGACAUUAACGUCGUGUUAUCUGCUGGUCGGUGUUUUGUUUCGAACAGCGCAUGGAUAUGACAGGAUACGCCCCUGUCAUCUCUACGGACUGAUUACAAACGCGUAGGAGGACCUUGAAGGCUGGCUAGUAGUAGCGCUGGUUAGCUUGUAGCGAAGAAGCAGCGAGCGGCGGAGCCUGCUUCUGCUUUGUACCGUCAUAUGGCCAACGAAGGUCGGAAGGACUAUAGCUGUUUGCCCGGUUAGUCGUUUAGCGUCAUUCAUUUGUCAUAUUAAUAUUCCCUUUUGCAGAUAAAACCUAGCUUGUUCGCCAUUUCCCACGGGAAUUUGCCCUUUCUCCAGUUGUCAGUGUUUAUAUUUAUUAUUUUUACUAUAUUAACACUUAGUGUUUGCUAUCCCGUGUAGCUAGCUAUGCUAACGCCAGCUCAGUAAGGGCUCCAGACGAGUCGAGGAAGGAAGAGUGUUGAUGUGGGCUGAGGGAGGCGGAGGACGGCUUUAGGUGCAGGAGAGCAGUAUUGUUAGCUUCGUCUCAUCCUUUCUUAAGACGGAACCCAAACUGUUCCAGGCAUUAAAAGAACACUCGGCCUAUUAGGUUUGUUAGGUGGCUAAAUGAAUAGCGUUAACACUACUACAUCGUGAGGCCACAGUGCCAGCUUCAAGCGGAGACGCUCUCUACACAUCAUCCAUCGGACGGACUGCAGCAACCACCCAGUUUGCUUGAAACAUGGCUUCGGCGGCCAGCAUCGCCGCAUCUAUUGCGAGCAAAACGAAGACGAAGAAGAAACACUUCGUCGCUCAGAAAGUGAAGCUCUUCCGUGCCAGCGACCCUCUGCUAAGCGUACUCAUGUGGGGAGUCAAUCACUCGAUAAACGAGUUAAGCCACGUUCAGGUUCCCAUCAUGCUCAUGCCAGAUGACUUCAAGGCCUAUUCUAAGAUUAAAGUGGACAACCACCUCUUUAACAAGGAGAACAUGCCGAGCCAUUUCAAAUUCAAGGAGUACUGCCCCCUCGUGUUCCGAAACCUCAGGGAGAGGUUUGGUAUUGACGAUCAGGAUUUCUCGAACUCUCUGACUCGCAGUGCUCCCUUGAACAGCGAGGCCCAGGGUCGCAGUGGGGCCCGCUUUCAUACCUCUUACGAUAAGCGCUAUGUCAUCAAAAUCAUCAGCAGCGAGGAUGUGGCUGAGAUGCACAACAUUUUAAAGAAAUAUCAUCAGUUCAUUGUGGAGUGCCAUGGCAACACCCUACUGCCUCAGUUUCUGGGGAUGUACCGUCUCACAGUGGACGGAGACGAGACCUACAUGAUUGUUACUCGCAAUGUUUUCUCCCACCGCCUUUCCGUCUACAAAAAAUAUGAUCUAAAGGGUUCCACAGUGGCAAGAGAGGCGAGUGAUAAGGAGAAGCAGCCACCCCCACCAGAGGAUGUGCCCCCGCGGCAAAAAUCUGGUAACGUUCAGCAAAGGCUGCAAACACUGCGGAUUGCCACACGCUUUUACUGUGCCAUGAAACACGUAAGAGAUGCUAAGGAGCUGCCCACCUACAAGGACAAUGACUUCAUCAACGACGGGCAGAAGAUUUACAUCGACGGGGAGAACAAAAAAAUGUUCCUGGAGAAGCUUAGGAAAGACGUGGAGUUCUUGGCCCAGUUGAAGCUCAUGGAUUAUAGUCUGCUCGUGGGGAUCCACGACGUUGAGCGAGCCGAGCAGGAAGAAGUGGAGACCGAGGACAUUGAGGCGGAGGAGGAGGGCGAGAGCGACGGCGGGGUCAUUGGGACACCCCCCGACAGUCCCAGCAACACCCUAGAUAGCACCAAGCCGCUGUCACCUGGAGAGUUCGAUCCCACCAUUGAUGUCUACGCCAUCAAAAGCAACGAUAGUGCUCCCAGAAAGGAGGUUUACUUCAUGGCUGUUAUAGACAUCCUGCAGCAUUAUGAUGCCAAAAAGAAAGCUGCCCAUGCCGCCAAAACAGUCAAACAUGGGGCAGGAGCAGAGAUCUCCACCGUGAACCCAGAGCAAUACUCCAAGAGAUUUUAUGAUUUCAUCACCGCCAUCCUGUCAUAGCCCCCCGGAACGACAAGAGCACCGAGGCACACGGGAAAGAGAGGGAAGUGGGAGGCUGAAUUUCUAAAAGCCGCUCUCGCCGUGAAUGUUGAGCCUCGCCUGAUGCUUUGUUCCAGGGAGUAGAAAGCAGUCUUCCAAGAGGCCAACAACCAAACCUGCUCCCAAACAGCUGUUCACGCACCCAGCCAAACAAAGCUGCCUCCUUCCUCACUCAUCUUCCCCCACCUUUUUUUUUGUUUACAUUAUAUAGCUAGACUAUAUAAUGCGUGUUUACUCCCCACUGUGUCUGUCCGUGAUUGUUUGUUUUUUUAUUUUUUGUUUAUUUUCUUUGUGACAUACCAUGAUUUCUAAUGCAAAAGGGAAGGCUGAAUAUCUCUAAAAAUGAGAGGUAAAAAAGAGGCGUGCAGCUUCCUUUAUUGUCCUCCGGAAAUAGUUCACCAUUGUUGUGGGAGAUCGCAGUUUCUGUUCCUGCUGCGGAGAAUUGCCCAGAAGUCAUUAGUGACAGCUUUAAGAGCGAGUCAGUGUUCAGUAGAAAAACAAACGUGUAUUUAAAGCGAAACAGCCCCAUAAUUUUUUUUUUUUUUUUUUUCACUUUACCGACUGCACCUUUGAGUGAAACCCAAACUGUUGCACUUUCAUUCUUCGUCAGGAACUCUUAUUCUGUUACAAUCGCAGCAGAAAGACAAACACUGCUCGCUCAUCUCGGAACCGAAGCCUUGAUCUCGGAUCCCGUCUUCCCCCACAGCACCCGUCUGCCCGUGUUUUUUUUUCUCGGGUUGGUUUGGAAAAAUUUACUGCAAUAUUUAAUGUGGGUGUAGAGGGGUUAAUUUUUUUAAUUAUAUAUAAAUCAACGUUUCUAAUCCUGUUAGGGGCGCUCUGCGGUUGUGCUGCACAAAAAGGCGGUUUAUCUCUGGCGUCGUAUCAGUGUUCAAAAAAUUGGGGAGGAAGGAGAUCAGGAGAAGCUGCGGAUUCAUUUUUACCCUAACAGCAACGUUAUCUAACCUCGUUUGUGACUCUGGUGUGUGUGUGUGUGUUUUUUUGGUUUUUUUGUUUGUUUAUUUUUUCAUUGUUCUCGCUAUGUUUUUUUAUCUGUCUUUUUUUUUUUUAAUCAUUGCUCUUUUUUUAUUAUUUUGUAUAUUUUGCACAAGAGGAAAGGAACCAAAUGUUACAAAUACGACCCCAAUUAGUGGAAACGGUCUUAACAAGGGAAAUGCAAUAUAUUCGUGUGUAAGUUAGUGAUUUGUGUGUGUGUGGUCACAUUAUCACCAACUGAAACAGGUCAGCUCUUUCUCUCUGACUCAUGCAAAAAGCUUCCAACGUCAUGUUUGUUUAAGUGUCAUAGAUUAUAUUGACGUUUCUAUUUUUUACAUUAGAUUUUAGUCUCUGAUAAUAGAGGGGGAAAAAGGAGCCACUCUGUGGAACAAGUAAUGGUGCUGCGGUAAUGAAGAAUGACUCUGUUUGAAUUUUUACAAGUUCUAAUACUUUAAAAAUAAAUUAAAAAAAAAAUGCAUGUCACAGGACUGAGUUUCCUUUCCUCUCUUUACUCUGUCGUUCGUUCGGUCUGUUCUGUAUGUGCCCCUCCGCCUAAACCAUGUUAAGUAGUCCCUUCUGUUGCUUAUUAAAAUAGCUGUUUUCAUUGUAUACACUGUGCAAGAUGUGUGCCUUUAUACUCCAAAUUAUUUAAUUUUAUAUUUUGUAAUCUUUUUUUUUUAAACAAGUGUAAAGGGUUAUUUUAUUAACAGUGUGCUUACUUUGAUGUAUUAUUUUUUUGUGUGUGUGUGCAACCUUCCCUCCAUUCGGCACCUGGUAGUAUACUUGUCACUCAGUCCGUGUAAUUAAACCGUUUAAUUGAUCGUUUUCUAACCAACAAGGUUAAAAAUGAAAAAAAAAAAUUGUGAAUAUUUGAAUUUUGUGGGUUUCUUUGAAACCUGUAAGUGUAAAUCUGUGUUUCCUUUCUGCUCAGGCUGAAAGUGAUAUCUGCUCACUUUUUUUUUUUUUUUACCCUACGUCGGUUCAUGCUGGUCCUGCCUUUGUUAAAAGAAUGUUUGUUUGUGUGGGUGGGUGUGUGUGUGUGUGUGUGUGUGAGAGUGCAUUGUGGAAGUGUGUGUUUUAUCUCUUCUUCCACCAAACCCAGAUGCAGUCAUGGUAGAUUUUUGUUUAUUCGUCCCACAGUGAGAUGUUGGUGAUCAUCGUGCUCCAUCUCUGUAAAUGGUCUUUCACAUGCAGUAGAACAGUGUACAUGUCACGCGCCGCUUUGUUCCGUUUUCUCCCCCAAAGACGCUGCUGCUGAAGCUGCGAGUCGACCCGCUGCCACUGCUUCACACGCCAAAAUCGCCUCUCAGCAGUCAGACCCCCAAUCCCUGUGAGCUUAAGAACAUUGUGUUUAGUAAAAUGCGUGUUAGUUGGGAUUAAAUGUUUUGGGGUUUUUUCCCCCUCCCCCCAUAUUAUUUCUUUUUCUUCUCUGUGGUAAAUGGAGUGAGAUGUGCAGUGCUCAUAUGUGUGUAACAGUAUCCAGGGGCAUGUGGGGGGGAACAAAUGUAAAACGGCUCCAGGGCCGGGCAUCCUCUGCAGAUGUGGGACAGUUUUAUUAGGCUUUUUAAGUUUUUAAAAACUUAAAAAGCUCUUUUGGUGGAAACUGUAUUUUUUUUUUUUUUUUUUUUUUUUUCCUGAGCGCUCUAAAUUGGUAUGCACCACCUGACCCUGCAGAUCGUGCUCCGGUCUCAGCAGCCUGUGAUGCUCUCUGACCCCGGGCGUUGCUUUAAGCAUUACUUGUACGCGUGUGUGUGAGAGUGUGCAUGUCUGUGUUUUACAGUCUGCCGAGUGUUUCCUUUCAGUGGCAGACAGGACAAGAUGAAAUUGUGUGUUUAUUGUUUAUUCAUACAUGGUUAAAUAACAAUUACACUCCAUUCCAUAAAGCAAUCACUCCAAAUAAUUAAAGCACUUGUUCUGCCUAACUGA